AUUUUCGCGAUGGAUCCCGUGACAGCUGUGUUGUUAGCUGGCCUUUUUGUGGGGUUUAUGAACUCAUUACACGAAGUGCCAAAGUGCCAGAUUAAAACGUCGCCGACUGCGCCCCUAAUAGUGACCACCAACGGUUCCCAAACCAUACUAUCUGGAUAUUCCGGAUUGAUAGAACGAAAUAAAAGCGAGGAGAUACAGUUUUAUUGCGGCACUGGGUUUAUUUUCAAAAAUGACGGCCAGGAUCAGUUCGUUUCUGACCACAGGCUGGAAACGCUCAUCUGCCAGCCAGAUGGUAGCUUUCUUCUGGAAAGCCAUGGACUAAACAUCCGCGGAGACAAGAGGAGUGUCCAAUGUCGGAACGGAGUGGCUGGCUUGUUCGAGAGUCGGGUUAGCUUACCCGACUGCAGGGACCAGUGGACUCUGGUUUUGGGCCACGACUUUCAGGAAAUGGGCUCCAUCAAGAGUGUAGCCAUGUGCUAUGAUAUCAUCAAAGCCAAUCUGAAAUAUUUAACCUAUACAACGUUUCCCGAGGGGCAAAGAGUUCUCGAAAAGACUCACUUGGGAGAGCUAAACAAUCUUGGGCUCGAUUUAAGAGUGGACCCUAGUGAACGGCUCUUUAAAAUGGCCAGCCAGGCGGAUGUGGAUGCAUUCUGGAGCAAGGAGAAGGCUCUUUCGCAGAUGUUCGGCACCGGACCCUUCGACUAUGCCAGUUUGGUGCAGGACAAGGCCCCGGGCGCCCAGGUGGCCGGCUACGAGGCUAUGAUGAGCGUCGUCUGGCUGCAUAGCCUGCGCACCGGGAACUGGAGGCACUGGAUCGCGGCUCUGCGAUCGGCCAGUGAAUCCGGCGACCAAUUCGAAGUCCGCCUCGGUGUCUCUGGCCGGGAACUGGUCAUCGACCUUGCGGACGGCAACGCCCUUUCCGUUCCCGCCCACAUUUGGGCCCAUGUGCGCGCCCUGCAGCCGACUGGAGCGUCCGAGGACGAGUUCGUCCUUGUAGGCCAUAACUCUCCGUUUUUACGAAUCGAUCCAUCUGGCGAACUUUGCCCAUCGAUGUGCGAUCAGGUGUCCUGGCUGAAGGACACCCUUUUCGCCAGUCUCCACCGCUAUCCCAUCAACGGCUUGAUGCUGUGCUGCCGAGUGGAGGAUGUGGCCCAGAAACUGGACUCCUUUUACGGAUCAGCAGCGCAGGCCACAGGCACCACUGAAAACUCAAAGGCGCUCGAGGAGUAGAUUCAAAAUGAAUACUUGCAAAAAUACAUUUGUAAACAAUAAAUAUUGACUUGAACAAAUAAA
Drosophila subpulchrella is the source of this 1293-nucleotide messenger RNA. RefSeq lists its product as uncharacterized. Bases 10 to 1230 code for a protein of 406 amino acids. The transcript has 5 exons. NCBI's taxonomy places the organism in Eukaryota, Metazoa, Arthropoda, Insecta, Diptera, Drosophilidae. The record is from RefSeq and is a predicted model, not a curated record.